Carlito syrichta (Philippine tarsier) is the source of this 411-nucleotide messenger RNA. It is a transcript of the gene LGALS7B, whose product is annotated as galectin 7B. Gene Ontology annotation, molecular function: carbohydrate binding. The record is from RefSeq and is a predicted model, not a curated record. The coding region runs from base 1 to 411 and encodes 136 amino acids. NCBI's taxonomy places the organism in Eukaryota, Metazoa, Chordata, Mammalia, Primates, Tarsiidae. The transcript has 4 exons.
AUGACUACUCCUCCCCACAAGACUUUGCUGUCUGAGGGCAUUCGCCCUGGUACCGUGCUCAGGAUUCGCGGUCAUGUCCCUGACAAGGCUGGCAGGUUCCACGUUAACCUGCUGUGCAAUGAGGGGCAGAACGCCGACACCGCGCUGCACUUCAACCCCAGACUGGACACCAACGAGGUGGUCUUCAACAGCCUUGAGCGCGGCGCCUGGGGCCGAGAGGAGCGCGGCGGGGGCCUCCCUUUCCAACGCGGGCAGCCCUUCGAGGUGCUCAUCAUCGUCACCGACGACGGCUACAAGACCGUGGUCGGGGACGCGGAGUACCACCACUUCCGCCACCGGCUGCCGCUGACCAGCGUGCGCGCGGUGGAGGUGGGCGGGGACUUGCAGCUGGACUCGGUGCGGAUCUUCUGA